This is a messenger RNA of Candoia aspera, 798 nucleotides long. RefSeq lists its product as uncharacterized. NCBI's taxonomy places the organism in Eukaryota, Metazoa, Chordata, Lepidosauria, Squamata, Candoiidae. The record is from RefSeq and is a predicted model, not a curated record. The transcript is spliced from 8 exons. Bases 4 to 798 code for a protein of 264 amino acids. Gene Ontology annotation, biological process: positive regulation of neutrophil extravasation; T cell extravasation; homotypic cell-cell adhesion. Gene Ontology annotation, cellular component: plasma membrane.
ACCAUGGUGAAACUGCCAGUUGUUCUUUUGUGCAUUGGGUACUUUCUGUUAACUGUUGCAGAAAAGCUAGAUAGGCUAAAAAAAAAAAGGAAACAAGAUGUUUUAAACUCUUUAACGUUUGUGUUCCUUUUGAUAGACAAUGGCGAUUUUGACUUAAAAGAUGCUCUUGACCCAAAUGGUAAGAAGCCUUCUGAACCAACCAAAAAGCCACCAGGGGGUAACAGACCUCGACCUCCCUUAUAUCCUGAUCUUAGACCAUAUUCAGAUAAUAAUGGAAACGGUGGAAAUUCCCUUAAUGGUGGCGGCGGUGGCAACAUUGGUACUGGUUCAUUUAGUGACUUAGAUCUCAACGAUGGGAAACAUUUACCCCCAUACCCAGCAGGCGAGGAUGAGCAAAAUUCAGGUCACGGAAAUACUGGAAAAGUGAUAUUCAUAACAGAUUUUUCCCCUUCCUUAGUUGACUCCACUACGACAGCUCAGAUUACGUCUCCUGUUGUUGCUGUAGCUGUGCUGUUGACUUUUGGGGCCAUAGCUGGCUACAGUGCUUAUAAGCAGAAAAGAUACUGUUUUAAACCAAGAGGUAAGACUGAUUGUAGUAUGUGUUAUAAUAUCUCAGUAAAAUCAAUGCUGGAUGCAGCAGCUUGGAUAAGACUUGAGGAUGUCUUCAUUAUGCAUGGGUCAUGCUGUAUUAGGACCUGUCUUUUCUCACAAUUAGGGAAGAUUAUUGUAUCUCCAGUGGAUCAAUCAAUCAUUUUUAGUGAGUCUGACACUUAUGAUGGAGGGGAUGAAAGAAAAUAA